UCCCUCACACAGCUUCCGAGGCUCUUGGAGAGCGGACGUACGAGCAGCGCUGACGCUACGGGACUGACACCCGACGGAGGGAGGGAUGCUACGGUGAUUUCCCUCCGUUCUUCCUGACAUCCACGCGCACCACCUCCACACUCGGAACCCUCCGGACGCGCUCCCACCGUCUCACCGGUUUGCUGAUUUGCUCGUGCGCUCCAGCGGAUAACAACUGCAGAAGGAACAUUUUGGGUCCGUGGAGAAGCGCCUUGGCUCUGCCUUAUUUUUUCUAAGUGGACACAAACAGAAAAGAACUGUGGUUUCAUCAGUGGAUGUGUUGGACAUCUGAUUGAAGGAGCGACACGGGAACAGAGCGCGCGUUUCCGCUGGCUUGUAUGCGUGGGGAGAUUUCCGUGGAGAGACGGGCUGCGCGCGGAGUGUCUCACCUCCAGCCGGAGCGGCUCGGCCUUUUCAGCCUGUCUGGGGAAAGGAGAGACAAGACCAAAGAGCAAAAGGGGAACGAGAGCAGAGCGGCUGCAGCCUGCGGAGGCGACGAGGUGCCGAGGGCGCGACUCCCAUCAGGACGCGAGGAGCAGGAGGAGCCGGAACCGGAACCAGACCCGGCCAGAAACUACCUAUCUGUGUCACCGCCCAGAGAAACCCUCAUCCAACCUGCAUCCAUUGAGGAGCCAAAGGCUCUGUGAUUGAGAGACUAAUUGUGAGAAGAAAAGAAGUGUAGAAGAAAAGGAGAUAACGACAAAGCCGAUGAUGAAUUUCUGCAGCAACGGCACCCAUCUCUGCUAAUGACCUAAACGUUCAUCAACAACAUUUCAUUACCAAGUAUAAAAUACCACCUCAGUGGGAGCAACGCUCCACUGAGAGGAACCAGAAAGCGCUGAGAAGCUGUGCAAGAUGGCGACGCUGAUGAAGCGGCAGGGCGUGAGGAUGUGGAGGGCCUUCCUGGUGCUGGUGGGGCUGUCUGUGCUGUGCAACGUGGCAAUAGGGGCCCGAAAAGGACACGCCUCCAUGGACCAGCGGGGCCUCAGACGCAGACACCCAGGUCACAUGUCGCUGCAUAAACACAGACAAGGUGCCGGGAAGCAGGGGCAGGUUCUUCACAGGUCCAAACGGGGAUGGGUCUGGAACCAGUUCUUUGUCAUUGAGGAAUACACUGGUCCUGACCCAGUACUGGUGGGAAGGCUUCACUCAGACGUUGACUCAGGCGACGGCAACAUAAAGUACAUCCUGUCGGGCGAAGGCGCGGGAACCAUUUUCGUUAUUGACGACAAGACGGGAAACAUCCACGCCACAAAAACCCUGGACCGCGAGGAGCAGGCCCAGUACACGCUGACGGCCCAGGCUGUGGCCAGAGACACCCAUAAGCCUCUGGAGCCUCCGUCAGAAUUCAUCGUGAAGGUCCAAGACAUCAACGACAACCCUCCCGAGUUCCUCCACGGGCCGUACUACGCCAGGGUGCCUGAGAUGUCCAACGUCGGUACUUCCGUGAUGCAGGUGACAGCUACAGAUGCUGAUGACCCCACCUACGGCAACAGCGCCAGGCUCGUGUACAGCAUCCUGCAAGGACAACCCUAUUUCUCUGUGGAGCCUCAGACAGGUAUAAUCCGCACCGCUCUGCCGAACAUGGACCGCGAGGCUCGCCAGGAGUACGACGUGGUCAUUCAGGCCAAAGACAUGGGCGGUCACAUGGGCGGGCUGUCCGGAACCACCGAGGUCAAAAUCACCCUCACGGACGUCAACGACAACCCUCCAAAGUUCCCGCAGAGUGUGUACUCCAUGUCCGUGUUGGAGGAUAAAGUGCCGGGAGAGGAGGUGGGUCGUCUUAAGGCCAAAGACCCCGACCUGGGAGACAACGGGCUGGUGAAUUACCGCAUCAUCGAUGGCGACGGCGUGGCCAUGUUUGAACUGACCACCGACUCCGAGACCAGAGAGGCUGUUAUCAAGCUGAAGAAGCCAGUGGACUUUGAAACUAAAAGGACGUACACUUUAAAGGUGGAGGGAUCCAACCCUCACAUUGACCCUCAGUUUCUCGCUUGGGGGCCGUAUAAAGAUGAAGCCACAAUAAAGAUAGUGGUGGAGGAUGCAGAUGAGCCUCCUGUGUUCGUAGCUCCCAGUUACACGUUUGAGGUGGAAGAGAACGCGCCUGAAGGCACCCUGGUGGGACGCGUCCACGCCAAGGACACGGACGUUGCCAACAAUCCUGUCAGGUACAUGAUACCGCGGUACACAGACGUAGAGCAGUUCUUCGCCAUCAACUCCGAGGACGGGAUGAUCACCACAACCAGACCCCUGGACAGAGAGACGCAGGCCUGGCACAACAUCUCUGUGUCAGCGACCGAGAUAGGAGGCCACCACCAGGACACCAAGGUGCGCGUGAACAUCAGAGUUAAGGACGUCAACGACAACGCUCCAGAAUUCGCCACUAACAACGAGGUCCUCAUGUGUGAGACGGUGGUGCCGGGGAAGGUGAUCGAGAGCGUGAGCGCCGUGGACAAGGACGAGAUGGCGCACAGGCAGCACUUCACCUUCAGCCUCGCUCCCGAAGUCGCCCACAACCACAACUUUUCCCUCAAAGACAACAGAGACAGUACAGCCAGCAUCUACGUGCUCCGUAAGGGAUUCAGCCGCCUGACCCAGGACGUCUAUUACCUCCCCGUUGAGAUAAACGACAACGGCUUUCCUGCCAUGAGCAGCACCAACACCUUGACCAUCAGAGUGUGUUCCUGUGACAGCAAAGACACCAUCCUCUCCUGCAACGUGGAGCCCUACGUCCUGCCUGCAGGCCUCAGCACCGGAGCGCUAAUAGCUAUACUUGCCUGCAUAGUUAUUCUGCUGGCUAUAGUGGUGUUGUUUGUUGCCCUGAGGCGCCAGAAGAAGGAGCCAUUGAUAGUGUUUGAGGAGGAGGACAUCCGCGAGAAUAUCAUCACUUAUGACGAUGAGGGAGGUGGCGAGGAGGACACUGAGGCUUUUGACAUUGCAACACUGCAGAACCCAGAUGGAGCCAACGGUUUCCUGCCAAGAAAGGACAUGAAGCCAGAGCUCCAGUACCCCAUCAGGCCCGGACUCGGUCGUCCCGCAGCCAACAGUGUCGACGUUGACGACUUCAUCAAGACUCGAAUCGCGGAGGCCGACAGCGACCCGACCGCACCUCCCUACGACUCCAUUCAGAUCUACGGCUACGAAGGAAGAGGAUCGUUGGCUGGGUCACUGAGUUCCCUUGAGUCUGUCACAACAGAGUCCGACUUGGAUUAUGACUAUCUGCAGAGUUGGGGGCCGAGGUUUAAGAAGCUGGCGGAUUUGUACGGGACCAAAGACUGCUCCAUUAACGAUGGGGACGACGGUGAAGACUCUUAACAGAGGUCUUCUGCUCUGAGUUACUGAUUCCAUGAGGAUUUGUUAACACGUUAUCAUUCCCUAUUGUUAACAACAACCAACUGAUCAGUUCAUGCCAAUUUGUCGAUGAGUGCUAACAGUUCUCGCUCCCAUGACGCCUCCCUGGUCCUCCAAGACGGUUUGUUAACGAACACAUACUGAACGCUUGGACUCGAAUCGCUCCCAGUUUUUCCCCAAUCUCUUCUGUUCCUUUUCCAUAUUCUCGCUUCCCCUCCUUCUGUUUCUACAGACUUCAGCAUUGCAGAACUGGGAGAUUGGUUCAUGUCACCAUUUGUCUGGUAGUAAACUGUUGGGAAAAAUGAUGCUGUAUGAUCAAAAUUACUUGGUUCUAGCAAACUGUUUAUUAGAGGUUCUAUAAAUUUUGUGGACUGGAUUCACAUUCUUCCUCAAAGGUUCCUGAGAGCGGCUUUAAUCCCUUUACAGGUUCCAGUACUUUUUAGUUUCUCUCUUUAUAGUGUAUGUAAAUUACACAGAAAAGGAGAGGAAAAGUAAGACACAGGCAAAGUAAUGGAUGUAGUUUGGGAACCAGCAUCUGUCUGAAUGGAAACGUGUCACAAGGUCAAAGAGCUGAAACAAAAGACUCAAAGUGAUUGUCGAGUGUGCAGAAUCAAGCAGGUGUUGUGGUUUGGACGGCGUGACAAACUCUGGGUUGUUGAUACUGUUAAGAUGCUCACGGCAUCUCCACAGUAUGGUGGCCUUAUAAUAAAUAAACAACAACCCCAGGGGUAAACACAACAAGAGUAAUGCUAGGCAUCGGUAGGUUCAGUAGCUAACACAGAUAAACGAACACACAAGGACUGAGUAUCUGUGAAAACGCUACACAAACACAGUUUUUCUACUGUCAAACACAGACAGACUCAAUAUAGAUUGAAUUUUCAAACUGUGGAAGAUUCUUUGUUUUCAUUCUUUACUGCAGAUGCGGUGUGAUACCCCAUCCGCCCUGUGUCCCCAACUCUCUCAUCAACAAUCACCUCCCACACCGAGUCCACCAAUGAAUGACCAUUUCCUCAUUUGGAGUCCGCCAACGGUGGUUAAUCACUACAAGUAAAAACCUGUGAGCUCUAAAAUCGCCUUAAACUUAAUGCAACGCAGUGCAUUCUCUUUUUUUCCUUUUGUUCUUUUGUAACUUGAGAAGUAUAUUCAGAAAGCAAACUACUCUCCAUGAUAGGUAUGUACAGAGCAACGUGCUGAUGGGACGUAUCACUCUGAGGAUCCAACUCGCGCCUCAUGCACUCUGAAAAUAGGAUGUGCCCUUUCGGUCGCCACUGUAGAUGUAGCCCAGGAAAACGCGCAUUGUGUUUCCCCCAACACCAUCUAUGUUGGCAGCAAUAUCUGUUGUAUCAACAGACGUUGCUACUGAAACAUAAAAUGCUUACUGGAAAGAAGUUGUGUUUUUUCUGAGCCACAUGUACACAGGCUGAAACGAGGACACCCCAUUCAAGUGUGCAGGUUCAAUCUCUUUUCUAAUGUUAUUAUGAUUAUUAUUGUUGUUUUUAUUAUUAUUAUUAUCAUUAUUAUGGCAAUAUUUGUUCUUUCUUUGGCUACAGUAUAGCUGCACAUAUUGCAGCUCUGCUUUGUUGUUCUUAUAUUUGUCCAAACCUGGACACGUUGUUUUGGACAACUAUAAGAAACUCACUGCCAAAAGUUAAAUAUCAGCUUUGGGUUUAAGCCUGUGUGAACCUCUCAUUUCUUUUGUUUUGUUAUCACUUUUCAUUAACUGGCGUUCCUUUGUUCUUUCUCCCUGUUUAAGAGGAAAACUAGCAAUCUGUGUAUGUUGCAGUGAGAGAACGCCUCGUUUUUAUUCUGUCAAGUUUUAUGGUACCGAUUUGUACAAUUUUAAAAGUUCUUAUUUUAGUAUACAUGCAAAAUAUUCCAGUAUUACAACAAAAACAUGUUAAGAAGAUAAGACUAAAAAUGUUACAGCAUCACACUUAUAUUUUCUGAACAUUGUAUUGUUGCUUUACUAUGUGCUUCAAUCUCCGAAGCGAAACAAAAAAAACUUUGAAAUAAAUGCUCUUUUUAUAAAAUGAGUAAA
This is a messenger RNA of Betta splendens (Siamese fighting fish), 5428 nucleotides long. It is a transcript of the gene cdh11, whose product is annotated as cadherin 11, type 2, OB-cadherin (osteoblast). The transcript is spliced from 17 exons. Gene Ontology annotation, molecular function: calcium ion binding; cadherin binding. Gene Ontology annotation, biological process: cell morphogenesis; adherens junction organization; calcium-dependent cell-cell adhesion. Gene Ontology annotation, cellular component: plasma membrane; adherens junction; catenin complex. The record is from RefSeq and is a predicted model, not a curated record. Bases 895 to 3354 code for a protein of 819 amino acids. Lineage: Eukaryota; Metazoa; Chordata; Actinopteri; Anabantiformes; Osphronemidae.